This is a messenger RNA of Aspergillus pseudonomiae, 650 nucleotides long. RefSeq lists its product as uncharacterized. The transcript is spliced from 4 exons. The coding region runs from base 181 to 405 and encodes 74 amino acids. Lineage: Eukaryota; Fungi; Ascomycota; Eurotiomycetes; Eurotiales; Aspergillaceae. The record is from RefSeq and is a predicted model, not a curated record.
CUAUAGUUGAACUUCUCGAACUAUGCGUACUGGCCUAUUUACCCAAACCACCAUCAAAUCUGAUGUCAACCACCUAAGACCAUCCACCAUGUGCCAUUCUGCCAAUCUUCAUUGUCUUUAAUCGAACCCCCUCUCUACUACAAUUGUUAUAGGUCACCAGAGAGGUCUAGCCCUAACCAUAUGGUAUCUGAACAUUCGGUCAGUGCCACUCACUUUGUCGCGAGCUCCCCAGUCGUCUUUCAGUUGUAUCACUCGAUCGGCUACAUCUUUGAUUCUUGCGAGAUCAUGCCAAGACCAGGCUUCCAAUACUCCUCCUUUUUAGGUACUAACAGCUAUAUGAAGGAAACUUGUUGGAUUCACACAGUUAGUCUAUUGACCGCUUUAAUACUGUGUAAGAAAUAUUGACGCUAGCUAGUUGAAAGCAUUCAUCAUUUCAAUGACACUGUCACAUUUUCCCCUAAAAUCGAAAUACCACUGCACCGAGAUGACAGCCAAGAGUCCGAGCAAUAUACUUUUAAUUAUUUUACCAGCUGCCUAAAACAGAGCAGAUCAUCGAUGCAGAGGGCUGCAGAAUGCCGAAUCGGGGGAUGGUCCAAAGUAAGUAUUUACGGGACGGAUCGGAGCAGGCACAAUAUCUUGCAGAUACGAAA